Messenger RNA from Elgaria multicarinata webbii, 3680 nucleotides. RefSeq names its product DDHD domain containing 1 (gene DDHD1). The record is from RefSeq and is a predicted model, not a curated record. The coding region runs from base 1 to 2841 and encodes 946 amino acids. Lineage: Eukaryota; Metazoa; Chordata; Lepidosauria; Squamata; Anguidae. The transcript is spliced from 13 exons. Gene Ontology annotation, cellular component: cytoplasm. Gene Ontology annotation, molecular function: glycerophospholipase activity; metal ion binding.
AUGGAGAGCCCUGAGGAGGAGGAGGAGGCCGCCGUCGCCGCCGCCUCCGCCCUGCGCAGCCCCCGCGUGGGCGGCUUCCACAAGCGGCGGGGCGGCGGCGGCGGCGCUUCGGAGGGCCCGCCGCUGGCCGACUCUGAGGCGAAGGCAGUAGAAGCGGACGGGAAGCCGCCGCCGCCAACCGCCCUGUCAUCGUCGUCGGGCUCUGAGGAACUGGCGGCCGGGGCGGAGCUGGCCGAAGGGCCGCUGCCGCACCGCCGCCCGCCUCACCGCCACCCGGCGGCGGCGUCUCCCCUUCAGCGGCGGCGGCGGCGCCGCGGCCACCGCAGCAGCCGCCUGCUGCUGCUCGACCCCGGCGGCGGCGCGCUCAUGGACGCGGCGGGCGGCGGCGCCGUGCUGUACUCGGCGCUGGGCCGCGAGGAGGAGGAGGCGGAGGAGGGCGACGACGACGACGACGACCUCGACGAGGAGGAAGACGACGACGACGACGACGAGAGGCAGGACUUGGGCGGCGGCGGCGGCGGGCUGGGCAGCAGCGAGAGCGCCGGCAGCGGCUUCUCGUUGCCCGGCGGCGGCGGCGGCGGCGGGCCGGAGCCCCGCAAGCGCGCGCGAGCGACGGGCAGCGGCGGCGGGCUGAGCGGCCGCGCCUCCUCCGCCUCCUCGGUGGGCGCCCGCGGCUACGAGGUGGUGCGCGAGCUGGGCCCGGAGGAGGUGCGCUGGUUCUACCGCGAGGACCGCAAGAGCUGGAAGCCCUUCAUCGGCUACGACUCGCUGCGCAUCGAGGUGGCCUACCGGGCCCUGCCGCUCCUGGACCCGACCGGCGACGCCCCAGGCAGCCCGGAGAACGACGACGCCCCGCCGCCGGGCACCCUGUCGCCGGAGCCGGUGUGUGUCCGCGGGGGCCUCUACGAGGUGGACGUCGCCAACGCCGAGUGCUACCCGGUCUAUUGGAACCAAUCUGAAAAGAUUCCUGUGAUGCGUGGGCAGUGGUUUGUUGAUGGCACAUGGCAACCUCUAGAAGAAGAAGAAAGUAAUCUGAUAGAACAGGAACAUCUCAGCUGUUUCAAAGGGCAGCAGAUGCAAGAGAACUUUGACAUGGAAGUAUCGAAACCUGUAGAUGGAAAAGAGGUUAUCUACCACCUCCCUCCCUUCUCCCUCCAUUCUCUGUUCAAAUGGAGAGGAUAUAAGGACAAUACAGAGGCUGCAGGGCUUAAACGCAAGUGGUCGGAAGCUAUUCAUAGUUUGAAGCUGAGUCGCAACCAUGUGGACUGGCACAGUGUGGAUGAAGUGUAUAUGUACAGCGAUGCAACAACUUCGAAGAUUGCAAGAACUGUAACUCAGAAGCUGGGGUUUUCCAAAGCUUCAAGCAGUGGGACAAGGCUUCAUAGAGGCUACGUUGAAGAAGCUACAUUAGAAGACAAGCCAUCGCCAACAACUCACAUCGUGUUUGUUGUACAUGGCAUCGGACAGAAAAUGGACCAAGGAAGGAUUAUCAAAAACACCGCCAUGAUGCGGGACACUGCAAGGAAAAUAGAAGACAAAUAUUUUAGCAACCUUGCAACACAUGUUGAAUUUUUGCCAGUUGAAUGGAGAUCCAAACUUGCACUUGAUGGAGACACUGUUGACUCUAUUACUCCAGAUAAAGUCCGUGGCUUAAGGGAUAUGCUCAAUAGCAGCGCAAUGGACAUAAUGUAUUAUACGAGUCCCCUCUACAGAGAUGAGCUGGUGAAAGGCCUUCAACAGGAGCUGAAUCGUUUGUACACCCUUUUCUGUUCUCGGAAUCCAGAGUUCACCGAAAAGGGUGGGAAAGUAUCCAUUGUGUCACAUUCCUUAGGAUGCGUCAUCACGUAUGACAUCAUGACUGGGUGGAAUCCAGUCAGGCUCUAUGAACAGUUACUCGAGAAGGAGUACGAUGAUCUAGAGGACACCUGGAUGAGCUAUGAAGAGCAGCAUUUGCUAGAGGAGUUUUAUUUAACCAAGCAGCGAUUGAAGGAGAUAGAAGAGAGGUUGCACGGGCUGAAGAAAUCCACCAUAUCUAAGACACCUGCCUUAAAAUUCAAGGUUGAAAAUUUCUUCUGUAUGGGAUCUCCAUUAGCCGUGUUUUUGGCCUUGCGCGGCACCCGUCCAGGAAACCGUGGAAGUCAAGAUCACAUUCUGCCCAGAACUAUUUGUAACCGGUUGCUAAACAUUUUUCAUCCAACAGAUCCAGUGGCCUAUAGACUAGAACCUUUAAUUCUCAAGCACUAUAGCAACAUAUCUCCUGUCCAGAUCCACUGGUAUAACACCACGAACCCUCUACCUUAUGAGCACAUGAAGCCAAGUUUCCUCAACCCGGCAAAAGAAUCUACCUCAGUCUCUGAGAGUGAAACACUCCCAACGAUACCCAGCCCGACGACGUCACCCGUCAUGGCCCGGCGCCACUACGGGGAGUCCAUAACGAACAUAGGCAAAGCAAGUAUAUUGGGAGCUGCUAGCAUUGGGAAAGGCCUCGGAGGGAUGCUCUUCUCACGGUUUGGACGUUCCAGUGCUCCCACCAUGCAGGCUCUCGAGUCAGGAAAAGAAGAGACAGAAGUGGAGGACAAGAAGGCAGCCUUGAACCAGACCUCCAUCGGGACUCAGACGUUCCCACACAGCAGCUCCGGCUUCCUAGACCCAACAUUGGACCUGGAGCACCGGAUCGACUUUGAGCUCCGGGAAGGCCUGGUGGAGAGCCGCUACUGGUCUGCCGUCACGUCGCACACAGCGUACUGGUCGUCUAUGGACAUUGCACUCUUCCUUCUUACCUUCAUGUACAAGCAGGACCAAGAGGAGGAUGGCAUCAAGUCCCAUUUAGACUCAGUUUGAUUUUAGCUUGGGGGGAGUGGGGGAGGGGGUGGGGGGAGGAGGAGGAGGAAGAAUGAAACUUGACAAAUGGCACAAAGCAAUCUAAGUGCAGCGCUUGUUUUUAAGGCAUGGUGGUUUCAGGUUCAAAUGCAUGUCUGGAUUUCUUCCUUCCAAGGUUAUUUGUCCUUCGAGGCACAUUCCCCGUCCUGGGCUAAUGGGGGCCUUGGUGAAAGGCUGUUCUCAGCUCCCAGCCCUUUGACGAUAACACGCAAGCCAGCAGGGGCUGUUCCAGCAUCCAUCGCAGGAUUGGGGCCUCUUUGCAGAUGAAUCAUAAGUGUGUUUUUUUUAAGUGCAAAGAGUAGUCUGCUCAGAUGGGAGUUCGUUUCCAUUUAAGAAGAAUGCCUGGAAACCUCAACUGGCCAUGUUCUGUGUCCUCUGUAUGGCUACGUAAGAAGCAAAUGGCUUUUCUUGUUCUUAUAUGAAGCCUGUUGCUCCUUGGCCCUUUGGAAUGACAGUCACACGAAGAGUGUGCUAACACAACUCACUCCAAUACUAACACUGGCAAACAGGCAUGAGGUGAAUAUUUUUAAAUAUUAUCAUUAUAAUUUAUUAUUACCUCCAACUAACUGUUUUGUUUUAGCCCAGUGUGUAAAAAGCGUUACUUUUCUACUGUUUUUCCCCCUUUUUUUUUUCGUUUUUGGAGCAGGGGGCCUAAUUUAAAGAACCACAUUUAUUUUCUACAGUGUUAAGACUUUAUUCCUCAGAUGACAUAUCUUUGUACUAUUCAGAUGGAGCUAUGGACACUGGCACACUUUUCAGUAUUUUUUCAUUAAAAAAAUAACCUUUGUGUUAUCACACGA